Messenger RNA from Symbiodinium natans, 1293 nucleotides. NCBI's taxonomy places the organism in Eukaryota, Dinophyceae, Suessiales, Symbiodiniaceae. The record is from the annotation of a GenBank genome assembly.
AUGACGCUGCUUGAAGUUACGCCGCAUGAUGCCAGGUUGUCCGCGAGGCUGGCCGAGAUCCGAGCCACGCUGGAUGCCUUGGCAACGGACCACUGCAAUGCCUGUAUGGGCAAGGCGCCUGCACCCGAUUUCUCAUCGGUGCCGGAGCUUCUGAAGGAGGUCACUGGCAUUUAUGAUCACCUGCCGCCGCGGGAACGUGUGAAGGCUGACAUGAUGGUCGGCUGUGGCUGGCACAUGCUGCGAGAGGACGACAAAGCUUUGGAGCCCCUGCUGCGGGUCGCCCACUCUUCCGGAGGUGUGGAGGCCGGCGAUCAACUGUCUGCAAUCCUAGUGGCCAUGCAGCUCCUUCGGAAGAAAAGCCGCUGGGGUCAGAUCAUCCAAGCAGGCGAUAAAGCGUUUGAAGUUGCAGGUGGGAAAUGGGCCGAUCCAGUGCUUCCUUUUCUUAAAGGCGUCAGCCUGGCGCGGCUGAACCAGCCUGCGGAGGCAGCUGAUGUUCUGGAGGAGGCCAUUGCAAUGAACCCCGGCUUCAAGCAGGCCUAUUUGGAGUUCGACCAAGCUUGCACAGCGCUUCGUGACUUUGCGCGGUGCAGGAAGGUGGCGCAGAACCUGGUGGAGCACGGAGGCCAUUGGGUCAACUGCUGGCAACGACCUCUUCAUUUUCAUGCCGGUGAAGAUCCAAAGGUCACAUCGCGCCCGUGGUAUGAUCCUUCCCAGUUCGAGAUGGUGCGCUGCCUCGAGGAAAACUUUGUUGUGAUAAAGAACGAGUUGGAGGCACUCUGCGCGAAAUCAAGUGGGAGGUGGGGAGGAGUCGGCACCGCACACCGCGGCAACCAAAACUCGUGCCAUGAUGCGGAUUUGGUGGCUGCAGGCGAGUGGCAGGAGGUUGUGCUACUCGGGGACUCGGAUGAAUGCAUUGACAACGGCUCGCACUGUCCAGCGACCACGUCGCUCCUGAACAAGUUUGACGAGGUGCGUGAGUGCGCUGAGAUGAGGCUUGGCGAGUCUUUGUUCUCCAGGCUCCAACCUGGUACGCAUUUGCGGCCUCAUUGCGGGCCUACGAACAUGCGAUUGACCUGCCACUUGGGGCUCGAUAUUCCAGAGGGUUGCAGGAUAACUUGCGCGGGGGAGUCUCGUGAAUGGGAGACAGGGAAAUGCAUCGUGUUCGAUGACUCCUUCGAACACGAGGUAAUCCAUGAAGGAAGCCAGCCGCGAACCGUUCUGCUAGUCAAUUUCUGGCAUCCAGACAUUCCCCGCAGCAGGCGAGCUGAGCUGAGGAAAGAGCUGGGCGGUUGA